This is a messenger RNA of Trichomycterus rosablanca, 2816 nucleotides long. It is a transcript of the gene mlst8, whose product is annotated as MTOR associated protein, LST8 homolog (S. cerevisiae). Gene Ontology annotation, molecular function: protein binding. Gene Ontology annotation, biological process: TOR signaling; regulation of actin cytoskeleton organization. Bases 136 to 1116 code for a protein of 326 amino acids. The record is from RefSeq and is a predicted model, not a curated record. Gene Ontology annotation, cellular component: TORC2 complex; TORC1 complex. The transcript has 9 exons. NCBI's taxonomy places the organism in Eukaryota, Metazoa, Chordata, Actinopteri, Siluriformes, Trichomycteridae.
UUGUCGUCCAUGUAAAUAAUGUGGAUUUGGUAACUUAAAAUCGACUCAUUGCUUUGUUAUUCAGUCGGGAUCGGUCGUGCAUCUGCUAGGAGAGCUCCUUGUGCCAGGAUAAUUUUGAGUACUGCGAAGUUCACGAUGAAUGUAAACCAGAGCACAGUGGGGAGUGAUCCAGUGAUCCUGGCCACAGCUGGAUAUGAUCACACAGUCAGGUUCUGGCAGGCGCACAGUGGCGUCUGCACCAGAACUGUACAGCACCAGGACUCUCAGGUGAAUUCUCUAGAAGUAACACCUGAUAGGAGCAUGAUCGCUGCUGCUGGAUAUCAGCACAUACGCAUGUAUGACCUCAACUCCAACAAUCCAAAUCCUGUAAUCAAUUACGAUGGCGUUAGCAAAAACAUCACGUCGGUCGGCUUCCAUGAAGAUGGCAGAUGGAUGUACACUGGAGGAGAGGACUGCAUGGCACGCAUCUGGGAUCUACGAUCGAGAAAUCUACAGUGCCAAAGGAUCUUUCAGGUCAACGCACCCAUUAAUUGUGUAUGCCUUCAUCCCAACCAGGCUGAAUUGUUUGUUGGGGACCAAAGUGGUGUAAUCCAUAUCUGGGAUCUUAAAACAGACCAUAAUGAGCAGCUUAUCCCAGAGCCGGAUGUGUCUAUUAACUCGGUUCAUAUUGAUCCUGAUGCCAGCUAUAUGGCCGCCGUUAAUAGCAUGGGUAAUUGUUAUGUGUGGAAUAUGGCUGGAGGAAUUGGUGACGAGGUUACGCAGCUUAUUCCCAAGACCAAAAUCCCUGCUCACAAGCGUUAUUCUUUGCGCUGCAAAUUUAGCCCUGACUCCACAUUGCUGGCCACCUGCUCAGCAGAUCAAACAUGUAAGAUCUGGAGGACCUCAAACUUCUCUCUGAUGACAGAACUGAGCAUUAAGAGCAACAAUCCCGGAGAAACCUCUCGUGGCUGGAUGUGGGACUGUGCCUUCUCUGGAGACUCGCAGUACAUUGUUACAGCCUCUUCAGAUAACCUGGCACGUCUGUGGUGUGUGGAGACCGGGGAGAUCAAGCGCGAGUACAGCGGCCAUCAGAAAGCUGUGGUGUGCUUGGCUUUUAAUGACAGUGUGCUCGGCUGAUUCAGGAAGAAAAUUCUUGCCACCGUAUCUCAAAGCAGAAAAAUGAACGAGAGUGUUUAACAAAAGCUACUACAGAUUACAUUAGCCUGAUUUCCUACACCACAGCGGAAUGACACAGAAUGUCUAGCUCGUACACACAAGUGUUUGGUACGCCGGGCUGCACAGGUACCAAAUUAAUGAUAAAUGUGAUCAUUUGUAAUUGAUGUUAUACUGUGUACUUGUAUUUGUAAGUUUAAUAGAAAUGGCAUCACACCAGAUAAACAUUAGUGACUUAUCAAAUGCAUUAAACAGUAUUCAAGUGGAACAUAAGGACACAUGCAAGACUUUCUAAAUCAUUUGAGCAUCUUUUUAGUGUAGCAUUGUUUUGUUGGGCAUGUUUAAUAUAAAACAAUCCUGCUAAAUGUAUAGCAGUAAAAUGCCACCUUCAGUAAUGCCAUGGAGUCAGGAUUUGUAGUAAAGUACAAAUAAUUUUGUAGCCCUUUAAUAUUGUCUAUACAUUUUAUAUAGAAAUUGGGUAAUUAAAAAUGUUUAAGUGCAGAGUUCGCGGUACAAUAAAAUUUUAUAAUCCGUGUGGUAAAUAAAUUAUGAAAACAAUUCACUAAGAUUUGUUAUUUGAAUUGCCCUCACCACCAACACUGCUGUGCAGAUCUUGUACACAUCUGUAUAUAACUGCAGUUUUGUAAAUAUGAAGUAUACCAAUAAAACACAAGGACUUAUAAGACUGGGUCUGCCAGUAACAGCCCAGGUAUACUGUUUUCUAUUCAUUAAUUUUCCUUUUUUCAUCAGUAGGGUCCAAUUGGAACGUAUCUCGUCACUGAUGCUACCCCCACACAAACUGAAGAGGUCUGUGGUUGUCAUGUAGCAACUUCAACACAUUUACAGCCACUUAUCAGUUCCUUUUGCAGCCACCCACAGUGCAAGUGCCUCGACCCGCUGGCAAAGACCGUAAUUUCAGCAGCGAUGAGAGACCCUUCUUUGACCGUGUCCCUCCCCUUAAAGACACACUGCCAAUCACGCACGUGUGUAUAGGCACCUUGUUGGUCGAUACCACAGCUGGGAUUCAAACUUACGAGCUCGACAUGCCAGUGGUGGUGGGCAGCUAUCAUCUAUCUACCACAGUGGUAUUCACUUAUAGAUUCCUUUAUUAUUAAAAUGAGGCCUAUUCCUAAUUCCUAGUCUGUGAAUAUUGAUUAUUAGUUAUCAUGAACCCAGAUCAGCAAGCUCAUUUGUGUGAUGUGUCAAAUAUAAGUAUUGUGCAUGCCCUGCAGUAGAUUGGUGCUUUGUAUAUGCUUUAUUUUUACUUUAUUUUAAGAUAAACUAAUAUAAUUAUGGGGAUUCUCUGUCAGAAAACCAAUGAUCUACCAAAUUGUGUUGAAUUUUGAAUUAUGAAACAGUUCCCUGUUACCUGAAUUCUGUCGGAUGUAUUUUUAAUACAUUUCCUAAUAUAAUUUAAAAAGGCCUUUUUCAAACUAAAUUGAUAGUUUUUUUGUAAGUUGGCAGUGUAGUGGUGUAGGUCUGAUUAGGAUUCAGGGAAACAGGACAUUAAACCCAAAAAGUUCAGAAUGAUAAGCAGUACAGAAGAACAGCUCUGGUAAGAGCUUCUCUCAUGUCUGUCCCAUUUUAUGACCUUUAUUGUUAGAAAACAGCUAUAUGCUUAUUGUUUGUCUUUUCUUUGAUUAAAUAUUGAUUCAAUUAAACAA